Fragaria vesca subsp. vesca is the source of this 2499-nucleotide messenger RNA. RefSeq lists its product as uncharacterized. The record is from RefSeq and is a predicted model, not a curated record. The transcript has 8 exons. NCBI's taxonomy places the organism in Eukaryota, Viridiplantae, Streptophyta, Magnoliopsida, Rosales, Rosaceae. Bases 109 to 2385 code for a protein of 758 amino acids.
CGAUCAAGAUUCUCAAUUCAGGGUAAGCUAGAUACUUCAAUUCGAUUUAUUUUCUUUGAGUAUUGCUUGCUAUUCCACAUAAUCUAGCUCGAUGAAAACUGACUUCAUAUGAAAUUUGACAGAGGGAGCAUGGCAGCAGCUAGAGUUGUCCCCAGUGCAAAUACUAUUCUUGAAGUUCUGAACCUAUACAACUAUGAAGAUUGGAGUCGUCGGGUCAGAAUCUACUUAAAGGCUGAGGGUCUUUGGGAGGUUGUCAAGGCCACGGCUGAAACUCCCAAUAAGGAAGACACUGAUGAAUAUAGGGGUUGGAAGAAGAAGAACGCCAAGGCUCAUCAUGCAAUCCAAAACUCCUGUGGAACUGAUGUAUUUGGUUUCAUCCGUGACAGUAGGACAGCCAAGGAUGCGUGGGCUACAUUGGCAAAAAUGUUCAAACCAGUUCCAGCAUCUAAUAAUACAGACGAGGGAUCUGAUGGACUACAGCUGAAAGACUUGGAGAUAAAAGAAGUAACUGAAGUGGAAGUUAAAGUGGAUGGGCAGAGGAACAUAUAUGAACCUUUCUUCAAAUGCUUGGAGGAUGGUUAUUCUUCGACGUCUGGAUUUUCUCGUGAGGAGGACGUGCUCGAAUUUCUUAAACAACAUCCCGAGACGGUAAGAGAAAGACAUCCAUCGUCCGGCAUGCCAGCUCUUCACUUGUCACUCUCAAGGAGUGAAAAUGAAGAGAUAGCAAAAAGGAUGGUGCAGUUGAUGACAGCUGAUGAAUUGGAAAUACUGGAUCCUUCUGGUCGUACAGCUCUUUCUUAUGGUGUAGACGCGAGAUACAAUGAAAUAUCGGUUGCAGUAGCUAAAUGCAUGGUUGAAAAGAAUGAGAGAUUACUAAGUAUUGUGGAUCCUUCUACCAAUAUGAUUCCACUUGUUCGGGCUCAUCAAGUUGGUGCUAGAAGAGACGUGCGUGUGCGUGCCUAUUUGUUUUCUGUCACUCCACUCGACACUAUGUGCGUUCAUCAAGCGGCCCAACUGAUUUCUCUUUGUUUAAAACAAGGAAAUUUGGAAAUUCCUAUGCAUUUGCUUAAUCGCUACCCGAGCUUGGGAAUCACAGAGGACUUGAGCGGGCAAUCUCCGCUGUAUACAUUAGCUGGAUGUGAUUUUAUUACUGCAGAGAAGUUCAUAGAGACGUUCACAUUCAGGGAAAGAAUAAUUUAUGACCACGUAAGUAACGUACCACCAAUUAAUGCUCCUGGUGUUGAGGAUAAUCGUUCUGGUUUUGAAGACCAAGGUAUGAGUAGUUUAUUGAGACUAGCAGUCAAUCCCUUCGGUAUAUGUGGAAACGACGACGAUUGGAUUCGUGAACAGAAAAUCUUACAUGUCCAAUCCCUUACUCUUCUAGAUCGCAUAUGCGACGCCAUAAGAAAUAAAAAUGUUGCAGAAAUGCAAGAAAAUAACGCCUUGAGAAAAGCAAUUUUUCGAGCAGCAGAAACGGAAAAUGUUGAAUUUCUUAGGCGUAUGUUUAAAGCAAAUGAAAGGAUUGCAGAAAUUACUAAUGGAAAAGACAGGACCGUGUUACAAUAUGCAGCUGAUUAUCGUCUAGAAAAAGUUUAUAACCUUAUACAUGAGUUGGAUUUCUGGAACGCAAUAGACAUAUGCAAAAGGAAAGACAAAUUUGACAACAAUAUGCUACAUAUAGUGGGAAGUUUUCCCUCACACGCCCAAGCUGGAAUUGGUCAUAUUCGAGGUGCAGCACUGCAAAUGCAGAGAGAGGUUCAAUGGUACACGGAGGUGUUUGUGCUUACGCCAUGGCAAGGUAAAGAGAUAAAUAAAACGGACCAACUGCAACCAUCUGAAGUGUUUGCCAAGUAUCAUAAAGACUUGAUGAAAGAGGGAGAGAAUUCUAUGAAAGAAACUGCAACUUCUUGUACUGUCGUGGGUGCUCUGAUUGUGACCAUGAUGUUUGCAGCCGCAUUCACAAUUCCUGGAGGCAACAAUGGAGAUACAGGUUUUCCCAUAUUUUCAAAUGAAAAGGCCUUUAUGAUUUUUAUGGUUUCUGAUGCUAUAUCACUCUUUUCUUCCACGACUUCAGUCAUGAUAUUUUUAGGAAUCCUUACAUCACGCUACAAAAUGACUGAUUUCGUCAAAUCAUUGCCUUCAAAAAUGAUAGCAGGUCUUUUUACACUUUUUCUCUCCGUUGCUACUAUGACGAUUGCUUUUUCUGCUGCCUUGUAUAUGAUGCUUGAUGGAAAACCAUGGAUUAUUGUUCCAGUUGUUUUACUUUCCAGUGUCCCAAUUGCAUCGUUUGUAUGGAUGCAAUUUCCAUUCUUUGUUGAGAUUUUCGUUUCUACUUACGGAAAAAGUAUAUUUGCUAAGGGUUUCAGAAAGAGAAUGAUAGUGUGAUUAUUAUUCGAAAUAUCUGGUUUUGUAAUGGGAAGACGUUUAUACGUGGUUGAAUGAUGGAUACAACAUUUUAUAUUGAGAAUAAACACUAGCCAGCACGUUACUACUCUAUCA